AUGUUACCAGCAGUAUUCAAAUUAUGCUGUGGCAUCUCGUAUCAGCAUUUCAGGACCAUGGCAGGAUUGAAGAAAACUGCAGUGGUUACAAUAGCCCGGGAACUGAGAAGAAUGAAAACAGAAGAAAAAGUUCUGCCAAGCAUGAUUAAUACACUACCUCAGAAAGAAAACUUCCACGAAGCUAUGAGGGUAGAAGAUGAAAAGUGGAAAAUAAAUAGCAUUUCGAACACAGAAGAAUUGUCGUAUGUUAAGCAAGGGGAAGAAGCUUUACUAAAAGCACGAGAGAUCUUAAAACAGGAGGCUGGAUGGACAACAGAAAUCAAAAUGAAGAAUGGUGAUAAUGUUGCAAGCAAGUUUCUACCUGCAACUGGAAAGGUUUUCAAGUUGGAGGUGGUAUUGAAUGCAACUGUGGAACAUGUGUAUUCAGAGCUUCAUGAAAAAGUGGAUCAAAUGAGCGCAUGGAAUCCAAGUGUUAAGCAUAUACAAAUCCUUCAAAAAAUUGGUGAUAAAACCAUAGUAACUCAUGAAAUCAUGGGAGAGACGGCUGGAAACAUCAUCGGACAGAGAGACUUUGUGAGUGUAAGAUACUGCAGGAAAGAAGGAUUAUGUUGUUAUUUGGCUGGAAUAGCUACAAAAUCCAAGUUGAUGCCACCACAGAAAGGCUUCACUAGAGCUGAAAUUGGACCAUCCUGUAUAAUAUUAUGUCCUGUGAACAACAACAAGAAAAAGACCCGAUUUACUUGGCUUCUCAGCAUGGACCUUAAGGGCUGGCUUCCAAAAGCCCUUAUCAACCAAGUUCUGUCACGGGCACAAAUGGAUUUUGCAAAACACUUACGCUUGCAGCUCUCUGCCAAUUCGACAUCCAGCUGAACUUGUUAGGAGGAACAAGAGAAGUAAAGUUAGAAAUGGAAUCACAAAGGACCACCAUACAGCUGUUUGUUGCAACUUAACAGUCGACCAAAGAAAUCAUAUGGCAAUGAAUUGCAGCUUUGAUACCAGAUAUUA
Molecule: messenger RNA, 1005 nt
Organism: Hypanus sabinus (Atlantic stingray)
Lineage: Eukaryota; Metazoa; Chordata; Chondrichthyes; Myliobatiformes; Dasyatidae
Product: steroidogenic acute regulatory protein-like
Exons: 7
Coding region: 1-870 (289 amino acids)
Biological process (GO): regulation of steroid biosynthetic process; intracellular cholesterol transport; steroid biosynthetic process
Cellular component (GO): mitochondrion; mitochondrial intermembrane space
Molecular function (GO): cholesterol binding; cholesterol transfer activity
Source: RefSeq, a predicted model, not a curated record